AUGUAUUUUCCAACAAUCGAUUCUAUAUUGAUUGAAUUAAACAAACGAUUUUCUUGUGGAAAUUUGCAAAUAGCAAACAGCAUCGCAUCUUUAUCACCGGUUAAUGAAAAAUUCUUAGAUAUUCAACUCUUACAACUAUUAAUUGAUCAUUUACAUUUGGAAAAAAAAAUGAUAACGAAUGAAAUUUCUGUUAUAAAACAUAUGAUUGAAAAUACGAAGUUAUCAAGUACAUUGGAUCCACUCAAUGAAUUAAAGUCAAUGAAACAAGCAUUUCCUUCCGCUGUUGCUUUACUCAAAGGAGCGAUUACAUUUCCUGUAUCAUCCGUCGCUUGUCAAAGAUCCUUCUCUAAAAUAAAAUUGAUAAAAACUUAUGCGCGAAAUUCGAUGAAUGAUGAAAGACUUAGCGAUCUUGGUGUAUUGGCUAUUGAAAAAGACAUCGAAAUAGAUUUUGAAAAUUUUAUUGAUAUAUUUGCUGCGAAGCACAAAAAUAGUAGAAUUUUGUUGAUUUGA
Didymodactylos carnosus is the source of this 510-nucleotide messenger RNA. The record is from the annotation of a GenBank genome assembly. NCBI's taxonomy places the organism in Eukaryota, Metazoa, Rotifera, Eurotatoria, Philodinida, Philodinidae.